CAACUACAUUUAAGGCAGCUUUGGAGUCCGGUUAGAGAGAGAGAGUAAGAAGCUGUGAGAGAGAGAGAGAGAGAGAGAGAGCAUUUUCUGACCUAAAAGCUUCUGUCUUUCAGCUUCCUUGUUUGUCUCUGAUUCAUAAAAAACGUCACUUUUCUCAUAGAUUUCAUAUCUGAAAACUGUCCCUGCCAAUGCUUCAGCUAUGGAUCUCUCCUAUUUCAAUCUGGGUAAAGGGUGGUGGUGUUCUGAUCUAGCUUGGUACCAAAUCCAACGCUUAUGAGUCUUUAUUGGUGGGAAAGAUGAAUAUAUAUAUAUAUAUAUAUAUAUAUAUAUACAGUCUUGAGCUGAAAGACUGAAACUCUCCUGUUUUGGCAGCCAUAUGCAUGCUGUGCUUGGAUACAGUUCUUUUCAACUUCAAAGAAGAUACAUACAUUCAUAGUUAUUCUUGAGAUUGACCAGAACAAUGUCAUUCCGAAGCAUAGUUCGGGAUGUGAGGGAUAGUAUUGGGAGCUUAUCUAGGCGCAGUUUUGAUGUUAGGCUGACCGGCCAUCAUAGAGGAAAAUCUCAUGGAUCGGUACAGGAUUUGCAUGACCAGCCUCUAGUAAUUCAAAAUAGUCGCUGGGCAAGCUUACCCCCAGAACUACUGUAUGAUGUCAUUAGACGGCUGGAGGAGAGUGAGAACACAUGGCCUGCUCGAAAGCACGUUGUUGCAUGUUCUGCAGUUUGCCAGUCUUGGAGGAGGAUGUGCAAGGAAAUUGUUAAGAGCCCUGAGUUCUGUGGCAAACUUACAUUUCCUGUGUCCCUGAAGCAGCCUGGGCCACGAGAUGGAAUUAUUCAGUGUUUCAUCAAAAGAGAUAAAUCUAAUUCAACAUAUCACCUAUUCCUCUGUCUCAGCCCUGCUUUGUUAGUUGAAAAUGGAAAAUUCCUCCUUUCUGCUAAGAGGAUGCGGAGAACUACAUACACAGAAUAUGUUAUUUCUAUGGAUGCUGACAACAUCUCGAGAUCAAGUAACACAUACAUUGGAAAGCUGCGAUCAAACUUCAUUGGAACGAAAUUCAUUAUAUUCGAUACACAGCCUCCAUAUUCCUCUGCCCAUAUAUGCCCUCCUGAAGGAACUGGGAGAACGAGCCGCAGAUUUUAUUCCAAAAAGGUCUCUCCAAAGGUUCCAUCUGGAAGUUACAACAUAGCUCAGGUAACAUAUGAAUUAAAUGUCCUUGGGACACGGGGCCCAAGGAAGAUGCACUGCAUCAUGCAUUCAAUACCGGCCGCAGCACUUGACGCUGGCGGCAGUGUUCCUGGCCAACCAGAGCUGCUCCCCCGUUCCCUGGAGGACUCAUUUCGGAGCAUCUCAUUUUCCAAGUCUCUAGAUCACUCUAUUGAGUUCAGCAGCUCACGAUUUUCUGAUAUCGGUGGAUCUGUUACCAAUGAGGAUGAUGAUGGCAAGAUAAGACCCUUGGUUCUUAAAAACAAGCCUCCAAGAUGGCAUGAACAAUUACAAUGUUGGUGCCUCAAUUUCCGAGGAAGGGUGACAGUUGCAUCUGUUAAGAACUUUCAGUUGAUUGCCGCCACCCAGCCUGCUGCCGGUGCGCCCACGCCAUCUCAACCAACUCCACCGGAUCACGACAAGAUUAUCCUGCAGUUCGGGAAAGUUGGGAAAGAUAUGUUCACCAUGGAUUACCGGUAUCCCCUAUCAGCAUUCCAAGCUUUUGCAAUAUGCUUGAGCAGCUUUGACACCAAAUUGGCCUGUGAAUAGUUGAAUCAUGAAGAUAUCUCUAAGAAAAAGCUAAUCAAAUUAUCAUUUCUCUUAUUACCAGUGUAUGACACAAUUGUAACUCUAGUGUAUCCCAUUGUAACAUGGUUUUAGAGCAUUUUUAACUUGAUGUGUUUCAUUCCCCAGUUGAUUCAUGCGUGUCAACGCCACGUUAUCCUUUCUACCAACAGAUUAUUAUCAUUUUAACACAUUUUUAGGUUCUGUUUCCUUCCAAAAUGUAUGCUGGUGUUUUCUGAGGUGUAUCAGGGGGUGCUGCUUGUGGUUAUAUAUUACAAACAGGGCACUGAAUAAAAAGUGAUAUCAAAGUUGUUUGCGAAUCAUGAAAAAAAAAUGCAACUUGGGUACUUGGUUGAUAUGUAAUUAGAAUUUUGUUUUUUUAUAAAUACCCUGAAGUUGUUAAAUAUUGUAAGGGCAGUACGAGUCCAAAUUU
This is a messenger RNA of Arachis stenosperma, 2198 nucleotides long. Its product is annotated as tubby-like F-box protein 8. Gene Ontology annotation, molecular function: protein binding. Bases 461 to 1750 code for a protein of 429 amino acids. The transcript has 6 exons. The record is from RefSeq and is a predicted model, not a curated record. Lineage: Eukaryota; Viridiplantae; Streptophyta; Magnoliopsida; Fabales; Fabaceae.